AUGUCGAAAGAUGCCAUCUUGCCAAUCCAUGGGGCAGUCCCCAGUGAACCGGCCCCUCGACGCUCUUCCGGCCGCACCAUCCUGAUCUCUGUGGUCACUUGCGUCUUGAUCCUGUCGCUCUUCAACUACGGAAGUGUUGUCUCAACGAUCAACAAGGGCCUGGUGGUCUGCAAGGGUCAGUCCCACAACCUGGAAUACUCAGACGCGAUGGCUAACCUUUCCGAAGAUGCCACCGAGACUACGGCAAAUGCAUUCCACCACUCUGAGGUGGACUCGAACACUAGUAACCAGGACUCCCUCUUCCUUGCUCGUCGGAACGAUGCCUCACCUCAGGAGAGCACAGCUGUCUCUACUGAUGGCCGCUCUGGAUACAACCGGCGUGAAGAGACGGACGGGCGUUCCGGCUACAACAGUGUGACGGAUGGACGAUCUGGUUACAACCGUCGCGAGGAAGAAGAUGGGCGAUCCGGAUACAACAGCGUGACUGACGGACGAUCUGGAUACAACCGACGUGAAGAGGAAGAUGGUCGGUCAGGCUACAACAGUGUUACUGACGGCCGCUCUGGAUAUAACCGGCGUGAAGAGACGGACGGGCGCUCCGGCUACAACAGUGUGACGGAUGGCCGUUCCGGUUACAACCGUCGCGAGGAAGAAGAUGGACGUUCCGGAUACAACAGUGUUACUGACGGCCGCUCUGGAUAUAACCGGCGUGAAGAGACGGAUGGACGUUCUGGUUACAACAGCGUUACUGAUGGACGCUCUGGAUACAACCGUCUCACUUGA
Molecule: messenger RNA, 783 nt
Organism: Colletotrichum higginsianum IMI 349063
Lineage: Eukaryota; Fungi; Ascomycota; Sordariomycetes; Glomerellales; Glomerellaceae
Product: Collagen triple helix repeat-containing protein
Exons: 2
Coding region: 1-783 (260 amino acids)
Source: RefSeq, a predicted model, not a curated record